AUGGCCGAACGAUGGUCUCGCUCUUGGUCAGCAUCGCCCGCCGGCUGCCGCCUUGGGAAUCAAGGCAAAAGUGACGCGAGGCCUAGAGGGGCGGUGGGUAAUGGGUGGUGGGAGCACGCUGAUGGGAACACGGGGCUUGGCCCGACGGGCAGGUGCCAUACCAGCAAUGGCAUGGUAUGGUCAAGGAUCGACGUGGGCGGAAGUGCUGCGAGCAUGGCCCCGAAGCCCAUGGCGGAGCGGCCUGGGAGGGAGGGAGGUUCCGCCGGCCAGGGGCCCGGUGCUGGGGUUACGGUUCUGCGGCAGCGUUCUGGUCCCGCGCGUGGUUAGAGUCACUGGGGCCGAGCCUUGCUCGUCAGCCAGCACUCUCCGGAUGCGCCGGUGUUGGGAGGUCACUGGUCCCCAUUCGCUCUAGUACGAUAUUACCCUUCUGCUCACGGGUGGGUGCCCGAGUGAUGUGGGCGGCGUUCGCGCCGUGUGGUAGGCCUGCACGUCUUAUUACUUUUCGUCAGCCCUACCAGGCUUUCCC
Messenger RNA from Gaeumannomyces tritici R3-111a-1, 526 nucleotides. RefSeq lists its product as hypothetical. The transcript has 2 exons. The record is from RefSeq and is a predicted model, not a curated record. NCBI's taxonomy places the organism in Eukaryota, Fungi, Ascomycota, Sordariomycetes, Magnaporthales, Magnaporthaceae. The coding region runs from base 1 to 327 and encodes 108 amino acids.